Messenger RNA from Bombus pyrosoma, 425 nucleotides. Its product is annotated as protein NCBP2AS2 homolog. NCBI's taxonomy places the organism in Eukaryota, Metazoa, Arthropoda, Insecta, Hymenoptera, Apidae. The transcript has a single exon. The record is from RefSeq and is a predicted model, not a curated record. The coding region runs from base 1 to 252 and encodes 83 amino acids.
AUGGGUUUUUUGCGCAUGUUAUUUACAUAUUUGAUGCAUAAUGAAAAAUUAAUCGAGAAAUUAGCAAAUACAAAGCCAAUUAGGCAGUCUGCACGAUUUGUAGCAUAUUUAAUACUUCAGAGUAAAACACAUGGUAUUCAUUUAUCUUUUGAUCGUGAAAAAUUUGUUAGGCAAUUAAGGCUGUUUACAAAUACAUUUAAACAAAAAUUGCAAGAAGCUAAAGAUGAAAUGAAGAAGAAUCCACCAAAGUAGUCCUUGUAUAUAUUUAAGGUAUAGUGACAAAAAUCAGAAGACGAAGGAAGUUUCAUUAGACUUUGUAAAAAUGAUAUAGCUAUAGUUUAUUAUUCUAGACUUGAUUUAGUUACAAAAAAUUACAUUUGUAACAAUUGCCUUAUAAAAAGGUAAUAAAAAAUAUGAACAUUUAA